AUGAGCUUUGGCUGCUGCUUUAACGAGGAGAAGUUGUUUAUCAAGGACAUUAGAGCUGAGAGUGGAUAUCACAGCAUUCUGUCCUGUAAGAGCGCUAUCUCCCAUUCGACAAAGAGAUUGACCAGUCGACGCUUCAAAAUCUUCAAGGCCUUCUUUUGUGUGUUGUAUACAGUAUUUCUCCUUUGGAAUACGAAAGAAGUGUCUUCAAGAGCUGUUCAUCUUAACAGUACUUUAAUGUCAACUUGUCGCCAUGCCGGUAUCUUCAACGGUCAAAACACAUAUUAUGAACUCGGAGACUGUCCAUUUGACCUCUGGUUGUUGCAAGAACAGCUUCAUAUGUAUUAA
Messenger RNA from Sclerotinia sclerotiorum 1980 UF-70, 345 nucleotides. RefSeq lists its product as hypothetical. The transcript has 3 exons. The coding region runs from base 1 to 345 and encodes 114 amino acids. The record is from RefSeq and is a predicted model, not a curated record. Lineage: Eukaryota; Fungi; Ascomycota; Leotiomycetes; Helotiales; Sclerotiniaceae.